Messenger RNA from Lingula anatina, 1993 nucleotides. Its product is annotated as tetraspanin-4. The record is from RefSeq and is a predicted model, not a curated record. Lineage: Eukaryota; Metazoa; Brachiopoda; Lingulata; Lingulida; Lingulidae. Gene Ontology annotation, cellular component: plasma membrane.
GUGAGCGCCACCUAACGUAAAAAUUACGCUUUAGUGCAUGUGAACCAUAACAAUAGAGGGUUCAAAGAAAAUCCACCGGUAUAUGCAAUACUAUUUAACGUUAUAGUUAAAAUCCCUUUGCCCAGGUUCUUGCAAUAUGGGCUCUGGGUUUCUGGUCAUCAAAUAUGUAUUUUAUGGAUUUAAUUGCCUCUUUUGGCUUUUAGGCUGUGCUAGUCUUGGAGUGGGUGUAUGGCUUCAUCAGAAUAAGGGUGAAUAUGGGGCAAUAGCCCAGAGUUACAGCUUCCUCAGUGCCCCGGCCUUACUCAUAGCUGCUGGGGUGGUCAUCCUGGUGGUGGGGUUCUUUGGCUGUUGUGGAGCCCUGGCAGAAAACCAGUGCAUGCUACUCACUUAUUUUGUGCUGGUGGUCCUAAUAUUUGUCCUACAGAUUGUAGCAGCUAUUCUUGCCUUUGUACACCAAGAUGAGAUCAACCAUGUAUUAGAAAAUGAACUCCUUGUGGGUAUAAAAGACAAGUAUCCUGGUGAUCCAAGGAGACUAGAAAUGAAAGAUGCCUGGGAUUUAGUUCAGAUUGAACUGGGUUGUUGUGGGGUGUACAACUACUCAGACUGGUUUAAGUCCCAUGCCUGGCCAGACAAGGACUGGGUGCCAGACUCCUGUUGUAGAGCUUCACAGCAUUCAACCCUCUGUGGGAGAACUGGAAACCCUGCCAUGUGGCAGAGCCACGGGUGUUUUAAUGAGCUGAAGUAUUGGUUGACCCAGCAUUUAUACAUACUAGGAGUAGUGGCAAUUACCGUAGGAGUGAUACAGAUUUUGGGAAUGGUUGCAGCCAUGGUGCUUUACUGCUGCUUGAGAAACAACAAAUACUACAGAUAACCCUUGGCAAACCCUGAUCAGACCACGCCCUUGCUUAUCUGGAAGAAUCUGAGGUGUUUCAGGUUGGAAUCCAGUCUGGUUACCCUGAAGUCAGUUGCUGUCUUGUUACCUAUAAACCAAGCAGUGGCAUUUUAUAGGGUUCAUGUUAGUGAAAAGAUUUGAGGGGGAUUUGCUUAGGUCAGAAACUAAAUUACUGUUUCUUUACCUUCCAAACAAGCAGUGGGAUAAAAUGUAGAUUAAUCCAAUAGUAGUAUAUCGUACUGCUUUGUUUUACAAGAACAUUCCCACAUGAACAAAAAGUUAUGAAAAGAGGAACAAACAGUGUAUUGCAUUUAUCUUUGAAACAUUUGCCUUCUAGUCGAAGAUUUAUGAUUGUAAUAAUAAUAUACAGCAAGGGGCGGAACCAGAGUUGCGCUUUCUGAUGUUAUGUCAAAACCAUAGUGAGAAAGAAAAACUGGAUGUAUUAGGACAUUUUAAAGAUUUUAUUUAUUUGCUGUACAGUAGUUGGAAUCACAAUAGCUGGCACAUUGUAUAACAAAUAUUAAGUAUAAUACUAUAAAUAAUACUCAUGUAAAUAACUUUUAUAGUUUAAUAUUUAGCAUAUAUAUUUUUAAAAACUUAGCAUUUAAGCUGUCAUGUCCAUUAAUGAAACACUUCUCUUAAAAUGUUCCUAUCAAUAUAUUUCAUUUUAAAAGGCACUGGUUUUGAGCCGACUGUAAGCUAUUUAUUUUAAUUGAAACUUAUGUUUUACCUCGUAACUGAAGGAACUGAGGACUGAAUCAUGUGUAAAAGAUCUGACUGCCAGGGAGUGAUAGGACAGCUACUUGUUUGAGAUGAAGUGCAUUUUAGGUUCAUUUUAGAAAUUUGUUUGGCGUUUUCUUUGCUGUUAGUUUUUAUUUGGGUAUUCAUUUCCUUUCAUAUAUAAAAUUUAGAACCAACUCUGUUCCUAAGACUCUUGUCAAUGUGCCAUUUUUGCAUUGUAUGAUUUGAAUUAACUUGUAUACAAAUGUAGAUUAUACCAUUUUGUUCAAUGAAAUGGUAUCUUUAUCAUUUCAUUUGAAACACAUGCCGACAGGCCUGCACAUAAAAGUACUGUUUAAUAAUAAAUAAUUAUUUUUAAAA